Molecule: messenger RNA, 2932 nt
Organism: Platichthys flesus (European flounder)
Lineage: Eukaryota; Metazoa; Chordata; Actinopteri; Pleuronectiformes; Pleuronectidae
Exons: 12
Coding region: 216-1805 (529 amino acids)
Cellular component (GO): nuclear envelope; membrane; meiotic nuclear membrane microtubule tethering complex
Source: RefSeq, a predicted model, not a curated record
CACGCACGGCUCCUCACGCACGGCUCCUCACGCACGGCUCUUCCUGCUGCUCGUCGCUUCAUGGUGACACCUCAGCUCCUCGACGCACCUGAGACACCGGAAGCGACCCGAGUGUCGAGUCCUGUCCAGCAUCCGGGACCUGCUCCUGUGUUUGUUCGCUUCCUGGACGAUGAGCUCAUCCACCUGCACGUCCAGCUGACCUGAGGUCAGGACCCAUGGAGACGCCUCUGAACCCGUUCACCUCGUCCCCACUGGAGACCAGUUCGACUCCAGACGAUGGCUGGAGUCGAGACACGAGGCUGGAGAGGAGGUGGAUCCUCUGGCACCAGUUCAUGAAGGACCACGCCCACCUGGACGCUUGGCUGCGAUUGGCUGAGCAGGCCGUCAGUUCCCCAAACGCCCCCCCAGUCACCUACUCUGCCGCCAAAAAAGAUCUGAGGACGUUUGAGAGGCUGCGGCGCGAAGCCGGACCUCAGCUCGUCCAGGUGGACGGCCUGACCCUCAGGAAUCGAACGCUGACCCGACUGUUCACCGGCGCCAUGCGGGCCCGGCUGCUGGCGGCGGCGAGGGAGUGUGGGCCACGAUGGGACGAGGUCAACGCCAAACUGGAGACGGUCACAGCACGGCUGAAGCUCUUCAUCUCAGAGUGGGAGGAGUUUGAGACGGAGAGGGAGGAGCUUGCUCUGUGGUUGGCCAACCUAGACGUCCGUCUGACUGCGGUCGAUCACCUGAAAGGAAACAGCUGUGAGAAGCUGAGACGCCUGCAGUCCUUCCAGCAGUGUGUGUGUGAGAACUCGGGUCGUGUGAACGCCCUCCUGCGGCGCGGCGAGCUGUUGAUCCAACGCAGUGAGACGAGCGACUCUCAGCGAGUAGAGAGACGCCUGCUGGAGCUGCUGCGCCACUGCAGCGACGUGUACAGCAACAUCGCACGGACACACACACGACUGCUUAGCAUGAGACUGGUGUUUGAGGACGACUGGAUUCUGGCCACAGACUCAGGUUGUCCAUCAGAGUCUCUGUUAGAGGACGAGGGAGCGCUUGAUAACUCUCACCUGGACGUCCCUGAAGGUUUUAACCGUCCUAGAGAUUUCGGCCAAUCAGCUCAUCCCACACUGACCUCCCCCGUCCACCACCCGCCUCCUCCUCCGUCCUUUCCUACCAAUGAGCACCUGGGACUGGAGUGGGACCCCUCUGUUGAUAUCGGACGCUCUGUUUCCUGUGAGGACGGCGACUCGUCCUCCUUCAGCGUCGGGACAGGAGACGUCCUAAAGAGGUGGAGCUUCUUUAGUUCGCGCAGCUGUCCGUCUGACAUCAGCAGUGACAUCACAAACCAGGAAGAAGACUUGCUUCCGGCGUGGCAGGACCACACCCACCCCGCGACCCAGGAGGAGGAGCUACAGCCGAGCGACCACCAGUGGGCGACCUCGACGCCUGACGGGCAGGAUAGCGAUCCGAUCAGCUUCGAUGGCGGCCGAGUGAGGGCGUGGCUGGGAGUUCGGAGCCCCGCCCCUCCAGAGAGGAGGACUUCCUGUUCCAAAGCUGUGCAGACGGACGAGAACUCUGUGUUUCAGGCUGAUGAAGAAUCGUCCUGUUGUGAAGAAGAGGAGCGCAGUUUGUCCAAACUCAGAGUGACGUCCAGCACCUCCUCCUCCCCGACCCUCCUCUUCCUCCUCCUGGCUGCAGCUCUGGCCCUGCUGGCCGGUCUCACCUGGGUCCUCCAGGACUCUCCGUGCCACCGGAGCGACCGGACGCCGCGGAGCUUCCACCUGGCGCUGAGAUAUGUCAACGGGCCCCCCCCCACCUGAACACCAGCUCGGGGGUGUGAACCAAGCACCUUCCCCUCGGGGUCGACAGGUCAGGGGUUUGAAACUCACCGUGUCCAGUAGAACAUUUGUGCGUUUCAAUGCUCGCACAUGAAAAACAAUCAGCUCAGUUCAGAUCCUCCUUCUCUCAUCUGGUCGGGUCAAAUCUUUAAAGAGGUGAAGAUAUAAAAGUUGUUCCUUCCAGACGCUGAGAGAAGAUCUUUGUCACGUCUCUUGUUCUUCACACAGCGUUAAAAGAUUUUAAAUAUGAAAACAUUUGGAUUCUCCUGCUGCCAAACUGAAUUUAUAGAGUUUCUUCUUCGGUGCAGAGCGUGUGCCUGUAGCCGAAUCCCUCCGGCAGAACCUGUCAAAUGUAAUGAUGCAUUUUGUGCGUCAGGGAAAAAGCUUGUUCAGAGAGUUGUGUACCCGCCUGACGCUGCAGCACGUUAAUGGAGCUUCAGCGACUGAAACAGUUUUUAAAUCUAAUCUGAGUCGUCCCUGAAGGACUCGCUGUGAAGUCGAGAGAAGUCAUCAGAGAAACAGUGAGAGAAGAAAUACAAGUCACAGCCAGUUACAUUAAAGUCCCACGGACACUGAAUACAUCCUGGAGCGUAUAUACUUCAUACAUACUUCAUAUAUAUGAACACAAUAUUUUGUACAACGUUUUAUAUUCACUUCAUAAAAUGACUCGCAGUGAAAUGUUGAAGUCAAUUCAGAAAUCAAACUCAUCGUGUGUGUGUGUGUGUGUGUGUGUGUGUGUGUGUGUGUGGGGGGGGGGGUGUGUGUGAAAUUUGAUAACGUGGAAAGGGUCGUGAUCAUUUCAUUUAGUUUUUGAACUUUGUAAUGUGACGUUAAACAAAGUGCAGGUUGUUGAGUUGUGUUUUGAACGGAUCAGCUGAUCUGACAUCAGUUUGAGACUGAUCUAUGUGAUGUAGAUCUACGUUUACAUCAACUAUCACUUCGACCUGAAGCAGCAAGAAAAUCCAUGAAAAGAAAAACGCUUCUCUUCAGUUUCUGCAGCGUCACAUCCCUUGUUUUACCAAAUACAUUAUUAUGAACUGAAUAUGUAUUUGUUUUUUACAUUUGUUUGAAGAUAUUUAAUAAAAUAAAUUGAAGAUUCAUGUUUUCUA